This is a messenger RNA of Anthonomus grandis grandis, 680 nucleotides long. RefSeq names its product cyclin-dependent kinases regulatory subunit (gene Cks30A). NCBI's taxonomy places the organism in Eukaryota, Metazoa, Arthropoda, Insecta, Coleoptera, Curculionidae. Gene Ontology annotation, cellular component: SCF ubiquitin ligase complex; cyclin-dependent protein kinase holoenzyme complex. The transcript is spliced from 3 exons. Gene Ontology annotation, molecular function: protein kinase binding; ubiquitin binding; histone binding. Bases 121 to 390 code for a protein of 89 amino acids. The record is from RefSeq and is a predicted model, not a curated record. Gene Ontology annotation, biological process: regulation of mitotic cell cycle.
GACGUUUGUUUGACAGUUGAUGCGAAAAUUCGUUGAAGAUUUCCCGUUUGAAAGAAACUGUUGAACAAUCGUUUCUUUUACAGUUUUCACCGAUUAAUUUAUUAUUAUUAAGAAACAAAUAUGAAUAUUGAGGAACUGCAACGUAACAUCUUCUAUUCGGACAAAUAUUACGACGAUAAGUUCGAGUAUCGGCAUGUAGUUAUACCGAAAGAAAUGGUCAAAUAUGUACCGAAAACCCAUCUCAUGUCAGAGGAUGAAUGGAGAGGUAUUGGCAUUCAACAAAGUAAAGGUUGGAUACACUAUAUGAACCAUAAACCUGAGCCCCAUGUGUUACUGUUUAAACGACCCAUCACGGAACAGCCACCUCCGGAGGAACUAAUGAGAAUGUGAUUGUUUUUCCUAUUUGUUUGUACAUAGUUUUGUGGCAGGUACACUUUAUGCAUAAAGUCUCUCGCAUCAUUCCUAAAUUUCCACUUUGCUGCAAGUGUACCAGUCGCUGCUUUAAAAUAGGUAUUUUUGUUUACAUCUCUUUAUGGAAAUUGUUUAGUGUUGUAGGUUUUGCUAAUUUAGUUUCAUAUUUUGUCAUUAUUCCUUUUCUGCUGUUCCGUCUUUUUUUUUUUAUUGAUUUAAGGUUCUUUUUUUUAUCCAUUAAUAUACAUUAGUAAAAGUUAUAUUUUUAA